This is a messenger RNA of Pocillopora verrucosa, 714 nucleotides long. Its product is annotated as lactose-binding lectin l-2-like. NCBI's taxonomy places the organism in Eukaryota, Metazoa, Cnidaria, Anthozoa, Scleractinia, Pocilloporidae. The record is from RefSeq and is a predicted model, not a curated record. Gene Ontology annotation, molecular function: signaling receptor activity.
AUGAUAAUUUCAUUUCUUUGUGUUGCCGCGCUCUAUUUGUCUUCAGAAGGGUUUGACGAGGAUUUAUCAGAAGGUUGGAGUUGUCCUAAAGACUGGUUAUACUUCAACGGCUCAUGCUAUCGAGCUCAUGACACGAAACUGUCUUGGUUUCACGCAAGAGCCGCUUGCCGGGAAAACGGAGGAGAUCUGCUCAGCAUAAACUCUGAUGGAGAGCAGCAGUUCGUGUACCAACGCAUGGCAGUUAAUAAAACUUUCUGGAUCGGCCUGGUGAAAGAUAAAAACUCUCUAAGUUUCCUCUGGUCGAAAGGCGAGGAGCUAGCUUAUCUGAACUGGAUUCCUGGAGAGGGAAACAUUUUGGGUAAAGAGGACUGCGGUGAGAUGACAGACUAUAGUUCAUUUCACGGCCAGUGGAACGACAAAUGCUGCUCCACGAAACAGCCAUAUAUCUGUGAAAAAGAUGCAGCAAGCGGAAGAUAUUUCAAGAGAUCACCGAACACCCAGCUGACUAAGCAUGUGAUUCAUCAGUUGAUAGUACAAAGUGACAUUGAAUGUUUGCUUUGGUGUCGACGCUAUGAGAAUUGCAAAUCAGUUAAUUACAGACCAGGGGAAGCGCCAUUAACGAGACUUUGUGAGAUAAAUGCUGCCAUCGCAAAUGAGUUUCUUGGAGAUGUGGUCGAGAGCAAGGAAUUCGAUUAUUACGAGGCUUUAGGUUGA